Molecule: messenger RNA, 4287 nt
Organism: Diatraea saccharalis (sugarcane borer)
Lineage: Eukaryota; Metazoa; Arthropoda; Insecta; Lepidoptera; Crambidae
Source: the annotation of a GenBank genome assembly
AGUGUACGUGCGACCGUUCGCGGCCGACGACGAUACGCUGUAUACGUGCACCGUUCACUUUAUUACGCAGUAGCCAACACCGCUGACCGCGUGGACUCAAGUGGAAAGUGCACACAAUUACUGUGUUUAGAACCUCACGAAACGACUGAAUACCCUCAAAAUUACCCCCAAAACACUACCAGUGAUAACUCUUAUCAGUGUGUAAAAGUUUCAAAGUGCCCAAAGAACUCGGAAGGACACCGAAAUUGCGCAGUGACAACACACACGACACCGUCAGUGACUCGUAUCGUAGCCGUUUCAGUGUUUUUGAUGGUUUCGAGCCACGUUACAAGGUUAUCGCGCCUCUAGUCCGUCAGUGAUGAAUUGAAAAAUCGGCGCGUAGUCGCUCACGUGGUUGCGCCCCGCCCCCGCCUCGACCGCGCUUAUAUUUAGCGAAAAUCGUCUCUCUGGAACGGUCCGACGGCCGACUCUCGGCGCACAUCGCUGUUUAUGAACAGUGAGACGCCACAUGUUAUUGGCUUCGAAUAACAGAGCCGAUAAGGAAAAGAUAGAUAACCCCUGCGUACCACGGCCCGAGUCCGGCGACGUUCUGGAAAUAGAAAGAAUUAUAGAAAUCAGAAAGGCGAAUGUGCUGAGAUGCUAAUGAUCGGCAUCGGCACGCGGUGGUGAGGUCGGUUCGACACACCUCCGGAAAAAUUCCACUGAUCGAAAUCUAGGCGGGAGCAAUGUCGUUGCAGGGGAGCGGCGGAUUUCAGAGUCCGUGGUCUUCGCAGACCGGGCUGGCAGAGUUAGAAGGAACAAUGGGGGAAUUGGAGCCUCUGGGAGAGCUCGCCGAAGCCGGUUUUGAGCCACAAACGCGCGCGCGAUCUAACACGUGGCCACAGCCGAGGCCAGACAACUACGUGGACCCUGUAGAGGACGCGGGCUCUAAGAAGAAUUCUAACCAGAACCUGCCUGGAGCCCCACCACUGCCUUCCUCGGUAACGGCUAAGAAAAAUUCGUCCCGGCGCAAUGCUUGGGGCAACCUAUCUUACGCUGAUCUCAUAACCCAAGCCAUCACCUCGGCACAAGACAACCGAUUGACGUUGUCCCAAAUCUACGAGUGGAUGGUCCAGAACGUGCCAUACUUUAAGGAUAAGGGCGACAGCAACUCUUCUGCUGGAUGGAAGAACUCGAUUAGACACAACCUGUCGCUACACAACCGGUUCAUGCGAGUGCAGAACGAGGGGACAGGAAAAUCGUCCUGGUGGAUGAUAAAUCCUGAUGCGAAACCGGGCAAGUCGGUGCGAAGACGAGCAGCGUCCAUGGAAACUUCAAAAUUUGAAAAACGGAGAGGGCGUGUCAAAAAGAAGGCUGAAGCUUUAAGGAACGGCGUAACAGCUGAUGCAACUCCAAGUCCUAGCAGUUCAGUUUCAGAAAGCCUUGAUAUGUUUCCUGAAUCACCACUUCAUAGCAACAGUUUUCAGCUAUCGCCGGACUUCCGUCAGAGAGCACCUUCGAACGCAUCUUCUUGUGGGCGGUUAUCUCCUAUUCCAUCUCUGAUUGCCACGGAACCAGACUGGGCGUCGGAAUACGCCACAGACUUCGCUUCCAAUAGCGAGUUCACACAAUCCGUCGACUAUGCCCAAGAGGAGCAGUUAGCUGGCACUUUAGCUGAUUCCAUGAAGCUGCAAGGAGCUGAUCCAUUCCUAAAUACAUAUGUACCAACGACGUCGUCGUCAUCCUCUGGAAGCAACUACCGGUACACCUACGGUGGUUGCCCACGGCAUCCACACGGCGGAUGUGCAUGUGCAUCAAUGUAUUCACAUCCAGCGCACCCCGCGCAUCCAACACACCCACACCAACAUGCCCUCGAUCACUUCGUCAGGCCACCACCUCCAGCAGAUCCAGCUGAUAUCAUGCAAACAGAAAACAGUCAAACUCAAAUAGUGACGACAUCAGAUGCAGCGCUAAUGAACGGAGGACUGAUGGUGCAAACAGGUGCCAUGGGUCCCACAACAGUAAUGGGGCAAAUCAUGGGGGCUCUUAAUACGGGGUUGGCGGAAGAUUUAAAUAUAGAAGCUCUUGAACAUGGCUUCGACUGCAAUGUUGAUGAGGUCAUAAAACACGAGCUCAGCAUGGAUGGUUCCCUUGACUUCAAUUUUCCGCAACAGCAGUCUGCCAUGGCUGCCGAAGCUGAGAGUCAAUUCGCUGCGCCCGCGCCGCCUGUGCCCACCACGCUCUCGGGUGGUGGUGCACCCCGCACCCCUUACUCCGCCGCCCCCUCUUGGGUCCAUUGAACCUAACCCCGCACACUUCUGGACUCGAUACCUACUUACAGGUUGUCAAACGUCAACGCGGUUUUCCUAUUGUAAAUAUUGACGCGAUUUUACUGUUUAAGUUAAAAUUUUUAUUUGUUUUGUUACUUUCGCAUUGUAGUCGAGAUUUUCUUUGUUCAUUUUAUGAUGUUAACUAAUGUUAGAUUUUUAUUUAGCGGUUAAUUAAGUGGACUGUUACCGAUCGUUGUUGAAGUGUCAAUUGUGUUAGUGUAGGCUUUAGUGCUAAGCUAGGUGGAAGCUUGUGAUAUAGAUAGGUUUUUGUAAUCAGAAUAUUUGUUGGACCUUGAGGGGGUGCGCGGGAUUUACUUGUGGCAGUUUGCGGUUGAAGUUAAAGAUCAAUCGGAUGAGCACAACAUGCCGCACAAGCUGUUAACGCUUCGACGUGCUGUUCUGCGUAUAAAAAUAAUACUAUAGAAAAUAACUCCUACUGUUGUGUUUUGUCUUAACGAGACAUCGCAACGGCAUUAUAAGAUAUACAACGAUCAUCACAAAUGAACCAAAUUCAUGAAGACCAGUUAUUUUGGAGACUGAAACUAGUGUACUAGUUUAAGACAUUGAUUGGCAUACUAAAUUGACGAUCUAGAAUGUGUGAUUCGAAGUGAUAUUUAAAUAAAAAUAUUUUUAUUCAAUUUAAAAUUAACAGGAGCCGCUCGAAAAAUUUAUUGUAUAUACCUAACACGACCAUCGUCUCGUUGCCCCCCUUGAAAAUACACUUUAUAAUUAUGAGAAUUAUUAUGAAGUGAAAACAAUAAUUCAUAAUACGUUACAAUGUAUGACAAAAGUUUCAGGCUUUAUAAUCUGUGAGCGUCCAGGUUUUAAUUGUACCGGUACAUUGCCUGCUUAAUUAUUCGGUAACUUGUAGAUAUUAAAAUUUUGCCAUACUUUAUUCUACCGCAAUUCUAUAUUCGCAUUAAAUAUUAAUGUGGGCCAAUUAAUCAUUAAUAUCUGAAAGAGAUGCAGACAUACAUACUUGUUGUACGAAUAUUUUUCCAUAUACGAUACAUUGAGUAGAGUAGAAAUCAUUGUAAUAUGCCAUAGCAUUAAAUAUAUCGUAGAGUUAAUUGUUUUAAAUUUUAUGCUUACACAAACAAGAGCCAUUUUGUACCAAAAAACAGGUUUACACUUUGCUCAACACCAAAACUAACGUUCAAAUGCGUAUACCUACAGUGAAUGCACAAGUUUUUAUAAGAAUUAUACUGCUCUGAUGACAGUGCCUGUUAGAAUAUUUUGAGAUGGAUGUAAAUGUUAUACUGGUUGUUCGAAUAAUUUAUAACAAACCGUUGGUGUUAGGAGUUGACGCACAAACAAAAAUCCAUUAUAGUCAGAUCUCUAGUCCCACAUAUAUAUUUUUAAUAAGCGUCUGUGUCUAACUAACGCAGGUUUUACUCAUAGAUAAGCGAAAUAGCGUGAGGGCGAUCCCUCCUACCACGGAGAAAAUCUCCUUUUUUGAAAGCAAUCUCCACGAAAUGUUAUUAAAUAAUGUACUCAAAUAGUAAACACAUGCAAUGGGUUUGACAAAAACAAACGGUGAUGUAUAGCUAACUGUUCUCUUAGUUCCAAAUAUCACGAGAAUUAUGUUUGACAUACAUAUUUUGACAUUUUGUUUUUCUCCAAAGUUAAACAAAAAUAUGAUAUAAUUCAUACUAUGAAUUACCUCAAUGGACUGUUUGUGAUAGAUUUAGCCAUUAAGUGUUCAAUUUAGUGCGUUUAUGAUGUAAGUCAAUUCUUAUACCAUUUGUCGUCCAUUUUUGCAUAUAAAAAAAAACAUAAUAAAUAAUUUCGAGUAGCUCUAUGAUUUUUUUUAUCCAGAUAUAAAUUAAUUUCUGAACCUUCACUGCUUUUAUACUUUUUUAUGUAUAUUUGCAGCUGACGAUGGUGCUAUAAAGACUAUUUUUAAUAAAAUCAUAUUGAAUAAAUAGGUACAUAAAAAUAUUUCAAAAUUUUACUAAUGCAAAGAAUACUAACGUAC